AUGCCACAUCCAGACAAAGCUCUAUUGGCACCCAUAGACUUCCCUCCUACACAAUCACGCAACCUCCAAUUAUCCAAGGUCCCUUCAUCCAGACUUGGUCGCUUAUUUCAUUAUGGCAGCCUUGCAGCAUCACUCUCAUAUGGCGCUGCUUCUGAGCUCUUACGUCGCUCUACUACAUCCCAUGCAAACAACACACAACCAGUCAUGCUAACUGAAGCAAACAUAACCCAUUUGGUAUCUAAGCUCUCUCAGAUGCGGGGUACCGCACUAAAGCUUGGCCAGUUCAUGAGCAUCCAAGACACCCACCUCCUGCCCCCAGAAGUCGACAAAAUAUUCUGUCACGUUCAAGACAGCACUCACUACAUGCCGGACUGGCAGAUGCAACAAGUGAUGUGCACGUCCCUAGGGGAAUCAUGGGCCAAUAAUUUUACAUUGUUCGAUCAUAUACCGUUCGCAGCUGCAAGCAUCGGCCAGGUGCACCACUCUGUCCUCACUCAAAGUCAGAGUCCAUCUGGCGACGACGGCCAACAUGUGGCUGUAAAGAUCCAGUUCCCAAACAUUGCUAACUCAAUUGUGAACGACCUUGGCUAUGUUAAGAUGAUCCUUACCGCUGGAAGCUUGCUUCCACGGGGGUUAUUCCUGGAUCAUACGAUUCAAGUGUGUCUUCUACAAUUCACUACAUCCUAUACAAAGGUAAUGAAAGACGAGCUUGCUGACGAAUGUGACUACUCGCGGGAGGCAAGUUUCCUCGAGCAGUAUAGGAGCCCAGAUUGUCUUAUUGCAGAUGCACGGUUCAGGGUCCCGUGGGUGUGGCCAGGUAGCACAGAGCGUGUUCUUGUAAUGGAGCAUGUAGAAGGUGUCAGCAUUGGAGAUGCUAUAGUUGGAGGUUUACCACAAGAAGAGCGAAACGAGAUUGCAUUGCAAAUCAUCGAGCUCUGCUUGUGGGAGCUCUUCCAGUUCAGAUUCAUGCAGACGGACCCUAACUUCACAAAUUUCCUGUGGGACUCAAGGGCACAACAGCUGUCCUUGGUUGACUUUGGCACAACACGCGAGUACACGAAAGAAUUCAUGGACAGCUGGCUGUGCCUUCUUCAAGCCGCUGCAUCUGAGGACUGUAUCGCAUGCGCAGAAUGGAGUCAGAAACUUGGAUAUCUCACUGGAGAGGAAAAUGAAGUCAUGCUCAAUGCGCACGUCAGCUUAAGUCUGUCGAUCCUCAUUCGAUUUCAGGCCACGCUGACCCAAGUCGUUGCCCACCGUAAGUCUGUCGAUCCUUGUUCAAUUUCAGGCCACGCUGACCCAAGUCGUUGCCCACCAUGA
Messenger RNA from Suillus plorans, 1317 nucleotides. RefSeq names its product ABC1-domain-containing protein. The coding region runs from base 1 to 1317 and encodes 438 amino acids. Lineage: Eukaryota; Fungi; Basidiomycota; Agaricomycetes; Boletales; Suillaceae. The transcript has 8 exons. Gene Ontology annotation, biological process: ubiquinone biosynthetic process. Gene Ontology annotation, molecular function: kinase activity. Gene Ontology annotation, cellular component: extrinsic component of mitochondrial inner membrane. The record is from RefSeq and is a predicted model, not a curated record.